UUUACUCUAGCGAGCUGGAUGCUAGCCCAAAAUCAGUAUUUUAUUUAAUGUAUUUUCGAGAAAUUCAUACCGAUCUUCUACAAUAGUCCGGUAAUGACCUCGGUGGUCGGUAUGCGGACGGACUGCAUAUUUUGAUUAGUGAAUAGUGAGUGGUGAAAUAGUGACCGAGUCGCGGAGCUCGUACCUAACGAGGAGACAGUAAAUCAGCAGCAGAAACAUGAGCCCGGCCUGUGCGAGUCCGGCGACCGAACCCCGGGAGCACUUUCACCGCAUCGGGGCAGGUGCGACCGGCGAGCGCGCGCGAAGCCCGGCGACGGCGGUGCGGCGCGGAGUGAUGCUCGCGGUCGCGCUGCUGCACAGCGUCAGGUCGAGCUCGGCGGUGACGUGGCGGUCGGGGAGCGGCACGCGCCUCGAGUUCGACAGCUCCACCAACUACCUGUCGCUGUCCUGCGAGGAGAGCGGGAGCUACUCGUGCGGCGAGCUGGCGGGCGCCGGGGGGGCGCUGGCGGUGGGCGCGGGGCGGGCGGUGGCGGCGGCGCGGCUCCACGUGAGGGACUGCGAGCUACGCGCGCCGCUCGCCUGCGUGCCCGGGGUCGCCACCGUCACCGAACUGAUGCUCGAAAACACGUGGGAACCGAUCUCCCUCGGCCUAGCCGGGCUCUCGGCCGUUCAGAGUAUAGAGAUAGAGGCAGACGACAGUAACAUUACGAUGACGUCGAUGCCGUACGCGACCUUGUCCGGGUUGGCCGAUCUGACCGAGCUGCGGCUGCGAGGCGGAGUGUCGUCGCUGGCGCCGGGCGCGGGCGGGGCGGAGCUGGCGCGGCUGCGCGACCUGGAGGUGGCGGAGUGCGAGCAGCUGCGCGAGCUGCCGGCGGCGGCGCUGCGCCCGCUGCCCGCCCUCGCAGCGCUGUCGCUGUGGGGCAACAGCAUCCGGCUCGUUCACAAGGAUGCCCUUUUUUGCCAAGGCUCGACCGAGUUGAAGCUUCUGAAUUUAAACGACAACGAGCUGUCGUCGCUGCCGGCGGGGGUGUUCAUUGGCUGCGCGGCGCUCACCGACUUGCACCUCAAUCGCAACCGCCUGCGCACGCUCUUCGACUCCGCUGUCGCCGGCGCGACAUGGCUGGAGAGGGUCGACCUGAGCUACAACGAGCUGGAGGUGCUGCCGCUGAACGAGCUGGGCGGGCUGCGGGGGCUGGUCCACCUCGACGUGAGCCACAACCGCCUGCGCGCGGUGCGCGGCGCCUACCGCGACGGCCGCACGCUGCCGCUGCCGCUGCUCACGCUGAACCUCAGCGGCAACAACCUGACCACUCUCGACCGAUCGAGCCUGGAGGGUCUGUUGGCGUUGCAGGAGUUGGACCUGUCGGAGAACUACCUGAUGCGGCUGAACCCCGACACCUUCUUCGCGGUUCGAAUGCACCUGACGAACUUGUCGAUAUCCAGCAAUGGUCUGGUCGUGGAGUGCGGGGAGGAGCUGUCGCCGCUCCGCGAGCUGACGGCGCUGCGCCACCUCGAGCUCGCCCGCAACAACCUCACCGCGGUGUGCGGGGACUGGCGCGCGCUGCCGCACCUCCACAGCAUCGACCUGUCGCACAACACGAUACGUCGCCUCGACGUAUGCCCCGUGCUGUAGUGGGCGAGCCCGGCGAUCGUCGAUUUGAACUACAACCGCAUCGCGGCGACCGCCCUAGG
Messenger RNA from Aricia agestis (brown argus), 1692 nucleotides. RefSeq names its product insulin-like growth factor-binding protein complex acid labile subunit. Lineage: Eukaryota; Metazoa; Arthropoda; Insecta; Lepidoptera; Lycaenidae. Gene Ontology annotation, molecular function: protein binding. The coding region runs from base 218 to 1633 and encodes 471 amino acids. The transcript is spliced from 10 exons. The record is from RefSeq and is a predicted model, not a curated record.